CCGCUACGUGGCGCUUGUUGUCAGGCCCAUUGCUUUGCCAUGCAGGAAGUGCCGGAGCUAGACCUCGACACGUCGCUGUCAUCUGUGGUUGAGCUUCACGCCGACAAGACCACCCAUGCACCCGAGUUGACAUCCGCCACCCAAUCGAAUACCUUGAGCCUUGAAUCCUUUCCUGAUGCCGUCACACCCCUGACGUUUGAUGAUAUCUUUACCGAUGAGGAUAACGAAAGUUUUGAGGAUGAUGACAACGUCUUCUUGUCCCUGGACUUGAAGGCCGACCCGGAAGUGGAAUGCCUCGUCAGCUCCGUCCUUGACCCCGGAGAGGGUGCUGUGCUCGUCUCUGACCGAGUAAACAGCCAGGCUGGUGCUGGUGUCGCACCCGAGUUACAGGUCAUGGACGUCGACCUUUCUCAAGGCUGUUUGGAUGACCUUGAUUGUCAGACACCUUCCCUUGACCUUGACCUUGACCUGGAGCUGGAGCUGGAGCCCCGCCUGAAGGAGGCGCUGGCCCGGAGCGAGGCCACCCGCUGUCUGGGACCGCUCCUGAAGGAGGAGCUGCGCCUGAAGAUCCUCAAGAAACGCCACGACAGCGGCGAGGACGACAUCGAGGUGAACUUCGACGAGGCGCCUCGAUACGAGCUGACGGCGGAGGAAUACGCCAAGCGAGACCGGCGCAGGGCGCAGAACCGCGGCGCAGCCAAACGAUUCCGCGCGAGGAAAAAGAGCGAAGAGCUGGAGAUCAAAAAGAAGCUGGAGGAGGAGCAGAAGCUGAACGAGAGGCUGGUGAGUCAGAAGGUGAGGCUGCAGCAGGAGGUGCAGCGACUCCGCCAGACCCUGGAGCAGCACUACACCGACGGCCGCUGCGUCUUCUUCGCGUCCUGGUCAGCCUGCCGCGCGGCGCCGGUGGCCGUGGACUCCUGGACCAUGGACUUCCGCAACAUCCUGUGACCCUGACCUUUCAGGGCGAGUCAACCUGCUGACCCUUGCACUUGCGUCACGUGUCGUGGCGAUCACACAGACGAGGGGUUCGCCUCCCAGCGACACACCCGACACAAUAUCUGGGUGAAGUCAAUUGAUAUGAUCCUCAUGCUUCUCUUUGUCAAAACAACAACAACAACAACAACAACGACAACAAAAUCCCAGCAAAACUGUUGCUAGCUGAAAUCCUGGCUACAUAUCCGUUUCCAUGUCCUGCUCAAAAAUGAAUUUUAUACAAACAAAUUUAAAACGAACAAACUAUCUUAUUUUUAUGAAGAUGUAUCACCGCUGAAAUGUUACAGAUGAUGAUCCGUGGACAGAGGCAGCUAUGUUUGAACUAUUCCAUGUCAGUCUUUACACUGUUGUUUACAACUAGUCUCCGUCUGCAGCAGAUGUUUGUAACAAAAUGUUGUUCACAUGGCAGCGGCUCCUUUCUCGCCAAACGUUCCAGUGUCACGUGACGAUCUCCUCUGUGUACAUCUACUCGCUAUACAUGGCACCCGGCUGCCACUGGGGUGCUGUACAGUGCACACUACUCAUUGUUUCCACAUUUCCAGGAGGCCAUGUUGGUCAGUGACUUGUGGGUCGGGAUGGGGUCAAAGGUGCUGGAGGACUAAGUGAGGAGAACAGGCGCGGAGAGCAUGCUGGGUAAAUCUUAGCUUUACGAUGUCAGCACACCUGUGUGGUUGGUGACACACCUGGAGUCCAGUGUCACCACUGACCUCUGCCCCCAGUUCCCUUGACUAGCGCGGCGAGAGCUAAAGACAAGAUGUCGGCAUCCACGCAGAAAGUCUUUCUGUGCAAAGAACAAAUUGUAUUUUGAGUCUUUGAGGCCAUGUUUCCAUGUACAAUAUUGUUUAGUGUACUUACAUUGUACAAUAUUGUUUUGUAUACUUACAUUGUACAAUAUUGUUUUGUGUACAUUGUACAGUGAGCUGGUGCAGCUUAUAUUUUCUGGCAUUCGCUUGGAACGAGUGCAAACUGUUUGUAGGACAACCUCCUCGGGCAGUAAACUUAGUUGCUGUUGCUGAGGCAGCCCGGGGGGCACAGAUACAGGAGGAUGUUAGGCAACAUUUUAUUUUUGUGUCGUGUCCCUCCCACACGUUUUGUAUGUUUGCUAGUUCGUGUUGUACAUACUGUACUGCUGUCAAAUUGUACACACUUGCUUACUGAGUUACCAGUAACACAUUCACAUUCGGUCUUCCUGGCGGCUUGUGAUGCAUCAUAUUGUGACUUCUGCUCUUCUGUCCCCCGAGGACUGCAGGCACGUGACACACCUGCUGUGUAAGGAACACAAUCCUUGUUUUGUUGUUUUGUUGUUUUCACACAGCAGACGAUCAUUGUGAAAGCUGAGCCUGCUGUCAUCACUGACCUCAGCUCUGGCACACAGACCUGGUCAUCAGCUGUCAUCACUGGCCUUCACUGUAGUACACAGCAGUUACACCUGGUCACGUGUCAACGGGCAAAGUGGAAGGGAAGGGGCAAGAGUGGGAGGGGCUGUGGGCACCACCUUCUUUCACAGGUACCUCUGACCCCUCCCCCCACGCCCUCUCUUCCCUCCAGUUGGCAGCACCGUGGGGCAGGCAUGAUGGACUGAGCUACACCAGUUGGCGUGAGCACAUCUCACCCUCCUCCUGUGACACUGACACGACGCUGACACGACACUUACGUGAUCUCCACUUAAACCACGUGACUGGUUGCUCGGUCACCCCAUGACACACCCGUGUGACACUUCAGUGCAUGUUGACAGGCACACCCUGUGUCACGUGCAUCACGUGUUGUACAGUUUGUUUACAACACGCGUCCAUCAGUUGAUUGUGUACUUACAGCAUCGUGCUGAGGCCGUCUGUUGUCUUGAAUUGUUCAGUUCACUGUUCACUGUUUACUGUUCAUUAUUCACUGUUCACUGUUCACUAUUCACUGUUCACUGUACAUUCUCCUGAACACAUUGUUAAAACUCGUGCAUUGUUCAGUGUACGUUUUGCUGACAACUGGUGUUUUUUGAAAGUAUAUCUACAAAUUACAUUUUUUACAAAACUUAUCUUUGACUUUUUUUUAAAUGAGAGACAUGCAACAAACAACUAGAUUGUGUGUGUACCCGGAGAUAAGCUCGGGUGGAAUGCCAUGGUCGGAUGGUGACAGCACAGUGACACUGCUGACUAUCCUCCACAGUAGACACGAGUGGCUGGCCCUGUCUACCCACGUGAUCCCCCCAACCACAGGUGACAGUCAAGCGACGACUGACCGAUGACUGUGUUCACCCGCCAUACAUCAUACAGUUCCUGAGGACCUGACUGGGUGACAUGCUUUCAUCCACCGCCUGUCGUCACUACGUCACACGUCACACAGUGUCCACUGACGGUUACAGGUGGCGAGACAUAAAUUAUAAAUAUAAAUUAUAAAGUUAUAAAUAUAAAUCACACGCUGCACAGUGUCCACCCAGGACCAGACAGGUGCGAGUUGUUUGUCACAAAUACAUCAAUCAUUACGCGACAAGCUGCUCUUCCCACUAGCGCCACCUACCGCACAUUUCACCUUUGACCUUUGUCAACUGUUGUCGCCAUUUGUUGUGUAACUUGUUUAAAAAUCGACUUUCUCGAUGUUUGUGUAG
This is a messenger RNA of Pomacea canaliculata, 3589 nucleotides long. RefSeq lists its product as uncharacterized. Lineage: Eukaryota; Metazoa; Mollusca; Gastropoda; Architaenioglossa; Ampullariidae. The record is from RefSeq and is a predicted model, not a curated record. The transcript has 4 exons. Gene Ontology annotation, cellular component: nucleus. Gene Ontology annotation, molecular function: RNA polymerase II cis-regulatory region sequence-specific DNA binding; DNA-binding transcription factor activity, RNA polymerase II-specific. Gene Ontology annotation, biological process: regulation of transcription by RNA polymerase II. The coding region runs from base 40 to 948 and encodes 302 amino acids.